GCGCUGCGACUCCGAGGGCCGCGGCGUCUGCGGUGAUGCUCCCGGCGCGCAGGACGCGGGAGGAAGCCGCUUGCCUUCUCUUGCGCGCCGCCUUAGCAGCGCGAAGGGGAAAGCAGAAGAAACGGGCUUUUCUUUUGGAAGGGGAUGAAAUGAGUCGGGGUCCAGGGAGUCCAGAGGACAUCACGUCCGGAAUCGCCCAGCUGGCCGAGUCCGGCAUCGUGUCCCUGGGGGCUGAGGCGCGCGGGCCGUCUCUGGACGUGUAGGUGGCACCUAGGGCUGAGCGUCCUGAGUGGCCAUCGGGUAGGAGCCAUCUUGCAGGAAGAGGGUCCAGCCAGAUGGCCAGGUUCUGCGGGACUCAGUGCUCGGGGUGCACCCGAUGGUUGGGAAGCAGAGGAGCUCAUAUUUGCUGCUGGGGCCCGUUAUCCUUAUGCUGCUAAAAGAGAGAAGUACAACUCAACUGAACACAGUUAGAUAACGUACCUUCUUGUAAAAUAUUUUCUAAUGGCCAUUGCGUUCCCUAUUUCAGUUUGGUUGGGCGAACAGGCACAGAAUGAUAUCUCUGAGCAGAAAGUCUGGUCUCUUUCGCUCAUACUUGCCUACGGCGGUGGCUUUUCUUGCCACUCUCACCCCUACCCCUACCCCUACCCUGUCCCGCCGGCUGAGAACUGCCUAGAGGAAGGAUGCUUCUUACCCGUCUUCUCCCACCGAACACUGCAAAUAGAAACCUCUCCCCCAAUAAUAAGGACCUUGUGUUGCUCAUGAGAUAGGAAUUAAUCCCAGAAAGGGGGAGUGGGCGGUAGUUGUUAGGUUACCUUUGAGUAGAAGGAGAGAGAGGACUGGGAGCGAGCAGAGUGUAUGUGUUCACAUUUUCUUACCAAAAACCCUUUGGAAACUUUCCCAGACCAAGAUUGAGAACCAUCUACAGUAGUCCUCAACUUGGAAAGAAUAUGUGUUUGGACUUUUCUUUUUUUCUUUUUAAUUACAAGCUUCAGUUUUCCUUAUGAAUGACAACAUUGUUAAAUAGUAACUUCUUCAUAAGUACAUUUCCCGUCUUUCAAGCAAGAGAUACCUCCUACAGCGCUAACUUUUUAUGUUAGGAAGGGAAAGGGUUAAAAAUCAGAGAAGAAAGUCAUUUCGUAAAAUGUGACAUCCUUUCAACACACUGUUGGGUUACACUUGUGCUUCUUUUUGUGUAAAUUAGCUGUUUCAUAGUGAGGUGUUGUCAUUCUUUAUUUUCUUUAUAAUACACCAUGAACUAGGAACUAAAACUUUAAAGACAUAGGGAAAAAAAUUCUGGUAGACUCCAGUGUCCCUGGGAAAAGUAAAGGAAAUAAAGAUGGACCUAUGACUUGCCUCCUUCAAGUUAUUUUCUUGGAUUCUGGGGAAAACUUCUAGCCUUUACCUUCCUUCACCUGCCCUUUAAAUCAUUACUGAUAAGACUCCUUUCUCACGUGGACCUCUCACACUUCUGUUCUCAAUGAGCGUGUAGCCGAGACAUCUACGGUUCUUUGGGGGUGAGUGAUCAUGAAUUUAGCAACCUCUUUGGGUAGGUAAAGUUCCACAUCCAGCAUUAGGCAUUGAGCUGGGAAACUUUUGCCCUGCGGCGCCCCCUGUGUCAAAGAGCCUUGGACCUGAGGCUGAUUUGCACCUGCCUUCAUCGGCAACAAUGCCAGAAUCAGUGGGUCAGCCAGGAAGAACAGGUUCUUAGUCUCUGCUCCGUUCCUUUAGAAUCUUCCACCAAUGGAUGCUUUUGUCUCCCAACUGUCAUAGAUAUGCCUCAGAUGGCAUUUUCUGGCCUUUUAAAAACAGACCCAAAAAAUCAUGUGCAUUAGAAAGGCAGUUCACACACAGUAACAUUAUCGGAGCAGAUCUCUGGCAGGUAAUCUGUGGUUUCAGUUUGACAGCACUGGGCAUUGAUCCUGUAAGGCCUCUUAAAGAUCAAAUCAUUUUAUCAAGGCCCAAAGUCAAGUUUUCUGUUAAGCUAGAAAUGCAGUCAAAUUUAUAUAAACUCUUUCAUUUACAAAAGACCUGUUUUUUUCUUUUUUUUUAAUGGAGGUAUAGUCAGUUUAUAAUGUUGUGUCAGUUUCUGCUGUGUAGCAUAAUGUUUCCGUCAUAUAUAUACAUACAUAUAUUCCUUUUUAUAUUUUUUGGCAUUAUAGUUUACUACAAGAUAUUGAAUAAACUUGUUUAUCUAUUUUAUAGAUAGUAGUUUAAGCUUCGUAAAAAUGUUGCUUGUCUAUACCUGGAGAUUUAUAGAUCUGUUAUUGACUGAUCAAUGAGUAAUAAAGACUGGCCUUUGUGGUACUAUGAUUCACUUCAAACACUUUACAUCAUGAUCUGUUUUACAAAAGACUAAAAUAAUGGUCAAAUGAAUGAUUUCUUUAAGAAUUCUUGGAAAAUCUACAAACUACUAUAUACAGAAUAAAUAAAGUCCUACUGUAUAGCACAGGGAACUAUGUUCAAUAGAUUGUAAUAACCUAUAAUGAAGAAGAAUAUAUACAUAUGUUAACUGAAUCACUUUGCUGUACCCCAGAAAGUAACACAACAUCGUAAAUCAACUAUGCUUCAAUUUUUUUUAAUUAAAAAAAAAGAAUUUAUGGAAAAAUAUACCUUUUGACCUAGAAUGGAAAAUACCAAAGUACAAGAUGUUUAUUACAGUGUUGCUUUGAAUAAUAAAGAAGUUGAAAACAGUGUUUAGUAAUAGUAGUAGCUAAUACUUAUUGAAUGUUUAAUAUAUUUCAGGCAUGUUGUAAGUGCUUUACAUGGGUUAUAAUACUAUUUUAAGUAUUGUAGGAAGUUGAACAGAGAAAAUUUUGGUACACGUGUAGAAUGAAAUACCAUAGAGCUAUUACAACUUUGGAUGUAGGUUUCUUCAGAGACAUUGAGCAUAUAAUUUUCCACUGGAAUUUUUAAAGUUUCUGGAACUGUGAUUGCAUUUUUGUAAAAUUGCAUAUAUGUGUCUAUUUUUUAAUAGAGAUGUCUAGAAGGAUGUUUACCAAAAUGUUAAAAUUUUAAGAUCUUGAAUGGUUAUUAUUUCUCUUUGUAUUUUUCUGUAUGGUUUGGAUUUUUAAAGUGAAUGUAUAUCAAUUUAAUAAAAGCAAAAUAUUUUAAGAAAAAAUAAUGACAUAUUCCAAUUUCUCAGGCCCCAUUUUUGAAAACGAUGUCCACCAAUUUUAUGACCCAAUGAAAUGAAAAUAUAAAUAAACAAUUAGCAUCUUUAAAAUAAGGAUGAGAUAUUGACUGUUAUUCAAAUGUCUUUUGGAUUUAGUAAACCCAUGCUAUUACUUCACUAUCUCUUAAAAGUUGUUUAUUUCUAUUUUUUAGUCCCUCCAGUAUUUCUAAAACAACGUUGUUUCUUUUUGUUUUUAAUAAGCAAAUCCAAAUAUCUUGCUUUCACUAAAGCACGUGGGGCAGUUUAAAUGAGUUUAAAGUAGCGCAGUUCUUAAAUGGUUCUAUUUCAUCCCGGUUGAGCAUCUUCACGUGGGCAAAACUUUCGUUUAUUUCAACCACUUAUUUCAGGGUUUUCCAAAAACCUUAGGAAAUCACCUGAGGCACUUUUUUAUUAAAAUAAGAAUUCUGGUUCCCGCACUAGAGCUACUGAAUCAGGCUGGUGGGGUGGGGGGGAUGCUUCUGGUCCACACGUCUUUUUGAAUUCCUCUCUCUGCCCCUGCACUCUGGUUUUUAAUCUCUGCAAAAUGCUUGGUUCCAAGAAGUUACCUGUUUCCAGGCUCAGUGUUUAUCAGUCACCCCCAGAUUUGUUUUUGUUGUUGUUGUUGUUUAAUUUUAAAGCAUGCCUUUACACUGGAACUGGUAGAUUCUUUAAAAUGCAACUUUGAUCUCCCCUUGACCAUCGUCUGACCGCAAAAGGAUUAGACAGCUGUGGAUUGUUCCAUUAUGCCUGCAGGGAACAUGAGAACUUCAAGGAAUUAUAUGUCACACAGAAGAAACCACAUUUAAUGUGACUGAAAGAUGGAGGUUAGAAGGAAGCCUCAUUUCUCACUUUCCUUGGAACAGAUGAACAGAUUAUUUGCAGAGAAGGAAGAAAAGCAGAGGGGAGAGUCUACGUCUUCAAGAAGCUAAGGGACAGAGUCUUGACAUGGCCUGGAAAGCAUUCAGAAUUAACCCCAGCAGGUCAAAUGUUCACCCAGGGCACAACUGGGAAGAAACAAAAGAAAAGUCAAUGUGCCGUCAAAGAGCCGCUUCAUUUUUCUAGCAAGUGACCCGCCCGGAAAGGUCCAAGGAAGCUCUCCCUUGGCAACAGCCCUGAAUUUCCAGAAACGAUUCUGAACCCUGAUGGUCAGCUCCGCUUCUGUCCGGUCAUCAGACUUACUGGCGAGUCUUCAUUCCAGGGAAAUGCACAUGGCGGUGGUGGCAGCGGGCGUGGUGCUGCUCCUCAGCAUGGGGUCAACCUCAGAAGCUCUCUGCUCCCCCAACAUUUUUUACAGAGGCUGCUGGAUCCGUCGCUUCCCAGGUCUGCUAAUUGACCUGGAGGAGUCUCAGAAGCUGGGCGCCCAGUUCUUGAAGUAUUAUUCCGAGAGCACUGGUCAGAAAUGCAGCCGGAGCUGCUGUCUGAGGAAGGAUGUUUCCUGUAACUUGGCUGUCUUCUUCCACGACCCCAUUCAUGACAAUGUCAACUGUCUGCAUGUCCACUGCCCAACCCUGGACAGCUGCAUAUUGGAGCCUGGAACCGGUGCCAUUUUAUACAACAUAACAGACGGUAUAGAUCCAGACUUGCUGGUGUUUGAACAGUCACUGCCCACAUAUCUAAAUACUCGUUCUUCCUCCAGUACGUGGGAGAGGCUAAGGAUUCUAAAAGCUAUGAAUUUAGAUGAACAACAAGCCACCGAGAUACACCAAAUGCUACCGUCAAUGGAGGCUCCAUCGUCAACCACACGUCAAGAUUUGGUCGCAAACACCAACACCACCAGGUAUUCAAAGGAGUUAACCACAGACUCCUGGGCAAGAUUCAUUUCCCUGAACGACGCCACUACCGCAGAGGUAAAUGUGGUGUCACCCAGAACUGCGUUCAUCGGCAAUCCAGAUAACAAGACUGUUUCUCCUUUCUUUGUGCCCGUAGACACAAAACUGUCUCAUAUGCCUAUUCCAUCCCGACUCAACAGCAGCAAACAACUACUGAACAAAACCAAAGGGUACAGCAGCAGAAACCAGACAGCUGAGAGUGAGGACCCAGCAGCUGACGGGGUGCCCGGGACGUCCGCGACGUGGCUGGUUCCUGUGGCCCUCGGCACCUCUGUCGUCUUUCUUUCCUGUUGUGUGGUCAUCCUGGUAUCUGGGUGCUGUCGAAGGCGGCAGGGCCAGUACAAACCAGGACAGAGAAAGUCGGGAUUCAGGCAGAUUAAAAAAUGUACCAUUCUGAAGGAGAGCUCCUGGGAGUAAAAGAUGGGAGCAGUGUAAGCUUUCAAGAGUAUCAUUUUUAGUUUUCCGUAAGACGAGGGCAGUUUGGUUUAAAAAAAAAAAGCACAGAUGCCCAUUCAUACCAAUCUCUAAAAGGCCCAUCUUUGAUAUUUUUAUUUGUUUUUUUGAAUAGUGCACCCUUUGCCAGAGUUCCAGAAUUCUGACCCCUGCAGUGAUUUAGCAUCAUGUGGGUACAGUUCUGAGUGCUGUACAUGUAUAAAUUUGUUGAAUCCUUACAACUCUGAGUUAGCUAUACUAUUACUAACCAUGAUACUGUUAUCACAUUUUACAGACAAAGAAACUGAGGAGCAGAGAGGCUUAAGUUUCUACCUAAGCCCACACGGCUAGGAUGUAGGGAAGCCAGGAUUUAGUAGACAAUCUGGUUCAAAAGUCCAGGCUUGAAAUCACUGUGGGACUAAAAGCCUCCACUUCCCCAAUAAGCAUGGAAAAAAGAUACAGGAAGACACUGUAACAUCAUAUUUGUCUCCCAUCAAGGUCAAAUUAUUGUCACAUAUGUUAAUGAAAUCUUAUAGUGGUUUGAGCAAGAAAACAUUCUAACUAAUUAUAGUUACUAACCUAUGAGCAAAAGUUUGCUGAUUUUUACUUAAUUUUCUGUGUUCAAUUGAUGAAUUUUUCUCAAUCCUAAUCCAUCAUCUUCUUUUUUUCUAAAAUUGGCCUGGCUUUCAGUAAUUAUGGCACUGAGAUCUUUUGAGUUUUCUGUUGACUUCUGCUGAAUAAACCUUGGCAGUUUAGUUCACA
Molecule: messenger RNA, 6174 nt
Organism: Vicugna pacos (alpaca)
Lineage: Eukaryota; Metazoa; Chordata; Mammalia; Artiodactyla; Camelidae
Source: RefSeq, a predicted model, not a curated record